GGAAAUGCGGACUCUCCUGCCGGAAGCUGCCCCUCCACCAUUUUGUGGCCCGCUAUGGCGGCGGUGUUGAGGUUGGGUCCGGGAUGCGGGGUCUUUGACUGAAGGGGUAGGCCAAGUGGAGGUAUCAGGGACGUCGCGCGGCACAGAAGAGGACCAGCCUGGACGCCGGGGACGCUGUCAUGUACGGCGCGAGCGGGGGCCGCGCCAAACCCGAGAGGAAAAGCGGCGCGAAGGAGGAGGCCGGGCCAGGCGGUGCCGGCGGUGGGGGCAGCCGAGUGGAGCUCUUGGUUUUCGGCUAUGCCUGCAAGCUGUUCCGGGACGACGAGCGGGCCCUGGCUCAGGAACAGGGACAGCACCUCAUCCCCUGGAUGGGGGACCACAAGAUCCUCAUCGACAGAUAUGAUGGACGUGGUCACCUGCAUGACCUUUCUGAGUACGAUGCUGAGUAUUCCACGUGGAACAGAGAUUAUCAGCUGUCUGAAGAGGAGGCGCGAAUAGAGGCCCUGUGUGAUGAAGAGAGGUAUUUAGCCUUGCAUACGGACUUGCUUGAGGAGGAGGCAAGGCAAGAGGAAGAAUACAAGCGAUUGAGUGAAGCACUAGCAGAGGAUGGGAGCUACAAUGCCGUGGGGUUCACUUACGGUAGCGACUAUUACGACCCGUCAGAGCCGACGGAGGAGGAGGAGCCUUCCAAACAGAGAGAAAAAAAUGAGGCCGAAAAUUUAGAGGAAAAUGAAGAGCCCUUCGUUGCCCCCUUAGGAUUGAGCGUCCCGUCUGACGUGGAGUUGCCACCAACCGCUAAAAUGCACGCCAUCAUCGAGCGCACGGCCAGCUUCGUGUGCAGGCAGGGAGCACAGUUUGAGAUCAUGCUGAAGGCCAAGCAGGCCCGGAACUCCCAGUUCGACUUUCUGCGCUUCGACCACUACCUCAACCCCUACUAUAAGUUCAUCCAGAAAGCCAUGAAAGAGGGACGCUACACUGUCCUGGCAGAAAACAAAAGUGACGAGAAAAAAAAAUCAGGAGUCAGCUCUGACAAUGAAGAUGAUGAUGAUGAAGAAGAUGGGAAUUACCUUCAUCCCUCUCUCUUUGCCUCCAAGAAGUGUAACCGCCUUGAAGAGCUGAUGAAGCCCUUGAAGGUAGUGGACCCAGAUCAUCCCCUCGCAGCACUUGUUCGUAAGGCACAGGCUGACAGUUCCACUCCCACCCCACACAAUGCAGACGGUGCACCUGUGCAGCCCUCCCAGGUGGAGUACACGGCAGACUCGACCGUGGCAGCCAUGUAUUACAGCUACUACAUGCUACCGGACGGCACUUACUGCCUGGCGCCGCCCCCUCCCGGAAUCGACGUGACUACUUACUACAGCACCCUUCCUGCUGGCGUGACCGUGUCUAACUCCCCUGGAGUGACGACCACUGCCCCACCACCUCCUGGGACCACACCACCACCGCCCCCAACCACAGCAGAGACUAGCAGCGGGGCCACCUCCACAACCACCACCACAAGUGCACUUGCCCCCGUGGCCGCCAUCAUCCCCCCGCCCCCCGACGUCCAGCCCGUGAUUGACAAGCUGGCCGAGUAUGUCGCCAGGAACGGCCUGAAGUUCGAGACCAGUGUUCGUGCCAAGAAUGAUCAAAGAUUUGAGUUCCUGCAGCCGUGGCACCAGUAUAAUGCCUAUUAUGAGUUUAAGAAGCAGUUCUUCCUCCAGAAAGAAGGGGGCGAUAGCACGCAGGCUGUGUCUGCACCAGAAGAGGCUCCCGCAGACUCUGCUCCCGAGAAGCCAAGUGAUGCUGGGGAGGAUGGCGCGCCUGAAGACGCAGCCGAGGUGGGAGCACGGGCAGGCCCAGGCGGGAAGAAGGAGGCAUCGUCCAGUAAGACCGUCCCGGACGGGAAGCUGGUGAAAGCUUCCUUUGCUCCAAUAAGCUUUGCAAUCAAGGCCAAAGAAAAUGAUCUGCUUCCCCUGGAAAAAAAUCGUGUUAAGCUAGAUGAUGACAGUGAUGAUGAUGAAGAAAGCAAAGAAGGCCAAGAAAGUUCUAGUAGUGCUGCAAACACUAACCCAGCAGUUGCCCCACCCUGUGUAGUUGUUGAGGAGAAGAAGCCUCAACUUACCCAGGAGGAGCUAGAAGCAAAGCAAGCAAAGCAAAAGCUGGAAGAUCGCCUCGCAGCUGCUGCCCGGGAAAAGCUGGCCCAGGCGUCUAAGGAGUCAAAAGAGAAACAGCUUCAAGCAGAACGUAAAAGGAAAGCGGCGUUAUUUUUACAGACCCUCAAAAAUCCUCUGCCGGAAGCAGAAGCUGGGAAAAUUGAGGAGAAUCCUUUCAGUGUCGAGGAAUCCAGCACUACGCCCUGCCCUCUACUGACUGGAGGCAGGCCUCUGCCUACUUUAGAAGUUAAACCACCCGAUAGGCCUUCGAGCAAAAGCAAAGAUCCACCGAGAGAAGAAGAGAAAGAAAAGAAAAAGAAAAAGCACAAAAAAAGAUCUCGAACAAGAUCACGUUCUCCCAAGUACCAUUCGUCAUCCAAGUCCAGGUCUAGAUCACACUCAAAAGCAAAGCAUUCUCUUCCCAGUGCCUAUCGGACAGUGCGGCGGUCGAGGUCCCGCUCCCGGUCCCCUCGGAGGAGAGCCCACUCCCCUGAGAGACGGAGGGAAGAGAGGAGUGUGCCCACUGCCUACCGCGUGAGCAGCAGCCCUGGGGCCAGCAGGAAGCGGACCCGCUCCAGCAAGGAAUCCAGGAGGUGACACUGAAGCAGCGCGGCUCUCCUGCUCCCAGCAGCUGUCUUCUCGUUUGUCUCAGCAUCCCUGGGUGACCCCUGCCUGAAUCAGUUCUUAACUGCUGACUGCAAAAUAGUGACUUUCCCCCUCUCUUCUUCCUUCUGUGUUUAUGCUGAAGACCCUGCCCCUUUGUUUAAAUCUCACCGUGGACUCAGGAGCAUUUUUGGUUUUGAUUUUUUAUUUGUUGUGUGAUAAUCCAUUGCUAUUAUUAUUCUAUUAGAUGGUGACAUUGUCUCCAGUUUGGCCAGUGGCAACCCUUUCAAGUCAGUUCUGUUCUUUUGACACCUCCCAUAGUUCUUUGCAUUCUUGCGUUUGGUACAAGAUAUUCCAGGUUUACUGGGCAUUUUCCCUGCUCCAGCCCUGGAAUCUACCAUUUCUUCAAGGACCUCUGGUUCCUUUUAGUGAAUAUUUGAAAAUCCAGAUGUGGACGUAUGAGGAAUUUUUAGGAGUAAAAUUUGGUACAGUGUGGAAAUAUAUAAAACAACAUUCGUGAAAGUUAUUUUGAGUAUGUCAUAAAAGUGUUUUUCAGCCAGGCACAAUGGCGGGCACCUACAGCCGCAGCUACUUGGAGGGCUGAGUGGAUCUCUUGAGCCUAGGAGUUCACAUCCAGGGCUUUUCACAAGAAUAUUGAGCAAAUCUUCUGGUAGCACACUUCAACAAGAUGUCCCAGUUAUCUUAUUGUAGCAAAUACAAUGAAUGAUUAGUUACAAGUUUUUCCCAUUGAGUUUCUAGUACUUAACACUGCACGAGGCACAUGGACAACUAUUUGUUGAGUGAGUGAAUGGGAGUUCACUGCUGCAGUAAAGAUCUGCCUUUAUACAUGAAAUGUUAAUUCCAGGUAGACUUUGCUAACCGAAGGAUGCAUAACCUAAUUCCCUAGAGCAACCACUAAAAACAAAAAUGUAGCUAAAAAGCCAAUAGCAGAUAUAAAGUAGGAUUCUAGAUGCUUUCUUAAAUUCAUGAAACAGCAGAAAAGGGCAGGUGGGGGAAAGAACAGAUGGGACAAAUAAAAAGCAAGAUUGUAGACUUAAAACCAUCUGUAAAAUAAUUACAUUAAAUGUAAGAAGACUAAAGACUAGUUAAAAGGCAGUGAUUGUGGAGUGGAUUAAAGAGCAAGACCUGGCCUGGCGCGGUGGCUCAUACCUGUAAUCUCAGCACUUCAGGAGGCUGAGGCAGGUGGAUCACCUGGGGUCAGGAGUUCAAGACCAGCCUGGCCAACAUGGUGAAACCCCGUCUCUACUAAAAAUAUAAAAAUUAGGUGUGGUGGCAAGUGCCUGUAAUCCCAGCUACUCGGGAGGCUGAGGCAGGAGAAUUGCUUAAACCUGGGAGGCGGAGGCUGCAGUGAGCCAAGAUCACGCCACUGCACUCCAGCCUGGGUGACAAAGUGAGACUAUCUCAAAGAAAAAUAAACACAACUUUUCCACCAAACUCCAGUCCCAGAUGGCUUCACCAGUGAAUUCUAACAUUCAAGAAAGGAGGGGCCAGGCACGAUGGUUCACGUCUGUAAUCCCAGCACUUCAGGAGGCCGAGGCAGGUGGAUCACGAGGUCAGGAGUUUGAGACCAGCCUGGCCAACAUAGUGAAACUCUGUCUCUACUAUAAGUACAAAAAAUUAACCGGGUGUGGUAGUGUGCGUCUGUAAUCCCAGCUACUUGGGAGGCUGAGGCAGGAGAAUCACUUGAACUCGGGAGGCGGAGGUUGCAGUGAGCCAAGAUUGCGUUCCAGCCCGCGACAGUGCCAGACUCCGUCUCAACAAAAAGAAAGAAAGAAGGGAUACUCUUUUUUAAAAAAUAGAUGAAAGAACACUUCCCAUCUC
Pan troglodytes (chimpanzee) is the source of this 4580-nucleotide messenger RNA. It is a transcript of the gene SFSWAP, whose product is annotated as splicing factor SWAP. Gene Ontology annotation, biological process: RNA processing; mRNA 5'-splice site recognition. Gene Ontology annotation, molecular function: RNA binding. The record is from RefSeq and is a predicted model, not a curated record. NCBI's taxonomy places the organism in Eukaryota, Metazoa, Chordata, Mammalia, Primates, Hominidae. Bases 180 to 2732 code for a protein of 850 amino acids. The transcript is spliced from 16 exons.